Messenger RNA from Suricata suricatta (meerkat), 2963 nucleotides. It is a transcript of the gene MAVS, whose product is annotated as mitochondrial antiviral signaling protein. Lineage: Eukaryota; Metazoa; Chordata; Mammalia; Carnivora; Herpestidae. The coding region runs from base 896 to 2581 and encodes 561 amino acids. The record is from RefSeq and is a predicted model, not a curated record. The transcript is spliced from 9 exons.
UCCGGACUGUCUCGGGAGGUUGGCCUGUCGCGGGGUCGUGGCUAUCCGAGGUAAGAUAGCUGCCCGGGGCGCUCUGUCCCGUCGGCUCAGAGCGCGCGGACGCCUUUCUGGGAGGUGGCCAGCGGCCGCAAAAGCCGAGUGGGACUCAGUCCGCCGGGGCGCACGGGUUCUGGGGCCCGCGGGGAUCUGGGGACAGGACUGGCCGCCCGCGGCUGGGGAAGAGCUGAUUCUAAGGGCAGGCGUGGUUCGCGGCAGCUAGGGCUCCAAGACCCUCAGCCAGCACCAGUGGUGGCGCGGGGCGUCUGCUGGGACUGGGAGGGAGGUUGGACCGGAAGGAGACAGGCGCAGGCGGCUGAGCUACUCCAGCCGCCGGCAGGCCGAGGGUGACCCCAGGACGAGGCCUAGCCGAGAUGUGCCAACCUCCCGGAGCCGCGGCCGCGCCUAGGGGUCCAGGGCCGCCGUCCUCCCCGAGGUCUUGACAGUUCUCGGUGAUGACACCUGCUCGGAAGCGCCUCCCGCCCUCCGCGGGCCAGGUCCUAUCAAGGAAUCCGAUCCAAAGCAGUGAGACCUCGCCCCUCCUGCCCGAAGAUUAUUUCUUUCCGGGACCCACUCCGAGCCACCGAGGCUGUCGGGUAGGAAACUCCUCGCAGAGUUGGUCCGCCCUUCUUCUCUGAGACCGCAAGGAGGUGCUAGGAAAACAUUAAAGAAAACAAACAAACAAAAACCCACCACAAACAACCGCGUCCUCCUUCUGCACGCUGUGGAGCCUCAAUAACUUCUGGAAGGAAAGUCAGCUACCUGAGAACCGUGACUGCUGCAGAGGGCAGUCUUUUUUUCCCUCUCAGUCCAUCCUUUUCGGGCCAGAGCCCUCUGUCACUUCAGAACCUGGACAGCGAUGACGUUUGCUGAGGACAAGACUUACGAGUAUAUCCGCCACCAUUACAGCAAUUUUGGUCAUAUUCAUGUUCUGGAGAUUCUGCCUUAUCUGUCCUGCCUCACAAUAAGUGACCAGGACCGGCUGCGGGCCAACUACCAGCUCUGGGGGAACCAGGGUACCCUCUGGGAGCUCUUCAACAGCCUUCGGCGGCGGACUGGCUGGGUGGACUCCUUCAUCAAGGCGCUGAGGAUCUGUGAGCUGGCUGGGCUUGCGGACGAAGUGGCCUCUGUCUACCAGAGCAACCUGCUCGGUGUCCCAAAGAACCACCAUGCAGCCCCACUCGAGCCACAGUUAGCUGCUGCCCAGGUUCCAGGGCCUCCCAUACCUGCUGCCGCCCCCAAUGCCCCCCACAAUGGCUACAGAGAGGAGGAGCCAAGUUUCCCCAUGUCUGUCCAGGAAACUCAGUCGCCGGAGUCCCUGGGAGAGAGUUCAAAGACAGUCCCACAGCCACCCAAUUCUGGGGCUGUCCUGAGGAGGCCAGCUGGCUCUCUGGAACCCUCCACUGACAUGGCAGCCUGCAGUCCUCUGACCUCCAGUGGGCAUCAGGAGCAGGACACAGAACCGGGCUGUGCCGGCACAGCAGGUGUGGCCUCCAGCCCCACAUCACUCCGUGGGCCUGUGUCUCCGACGGUCUCCUUCCAGCCACUGACGCAUUCCAUCCCCAGGUCAAGCCCCUUGCCAGGACCCUCAGUAUCAGCUCCACCUAUUGACACCUCCUCCUCUUCCCCUGGCUUGGCCUCUGCAGGGGGUGCUGGUGGCCAUGGUGAGGCUACUGUCUGCACGGGGGCUGGGGUGUCCGCCAGCUCACUGGCCACCAGCACAGCACCCUCCAAAGUGCCUACCAACUCAGCAUUUGAUAGAACGAUGCCUUCCAAGUUGCCUGCCAGCUCGAAACCCUCUGGUACAACGUCUACUAAUGUGCUCACCAGUCUGCCACCAUCCAAACUGCCUAUCAACUCCACACGUGCUGACACAGUGGCACCCAAGGUGCCUGCUGGUUUGGUGCCUGACCACAGGACGUCCACAAGCACAGUGCCCAGCAAGGUGCCUGCCAACACGGUGCCCCCCGUCGGGAGCAGCAUAUCCUCAGAGGAGACUCCUCCAGUGGCUCCAGAGCCCACAGGCACCUCCACCAGAGACAGCUUGCCCAGGCCCAACCACAGCUCUGCCACCUGGGGCUUCGAGUCGGAGCUGCUGAGCAAGCCUGGCAGGCUGGUCUCCACCAUCGACGAUGAGCCAUUCUCAGGGUGCUCUGAGGACCUGGCCCUCAGCUGCAGCAAGUCCUUGGGCACAGCGCCUGAGAACACCCCAGAGGAGAAUGAGUACCAGUCAGUGGAUUCCAUCAGGAUCCAAGUAACCCAGGAUCCCAGUGCUGACCUGACAGAGGGCAGUCAUCUCUGGACAAGAAGCAGACAUAGGAGCCCCAGAAGCCACUUCCAUUCCUGUGCUCUGCAAGAGACAGACAGCAGCCUGGGGAGAUACUGGGGUAGUAGCUGUGUAACCCCCCCCCCGCCCCCAAAAACAAAAACCUGUCAGCUGGCUCCUCAGAGGUGUCUGGCUGCUGCUCCUGUCCCAGAGAGGCAACAGUUGGGUGUGUCCAGGGACAGCUUGCCCGCUGCACCAGGGGCCUCCUCCAGGUUCUGACAGAUCUCUUCCAGCAGGCGGAAAUUACCCAACUGGGCCGGUUCAAAUUCCACAGCAUGUCUCCUGCUGUGACAGGAAUCUCCUAGGAAUGGAGUCAUUCAGGCCUUGAGGUCACUUGUUUUCCAUGAAGCAUCAUCACUAAGCUGAUGGCCAAGAAUUGCCCCCCACCUCCCCACAGGAAAAGUAGUGUUGGCGGUGGAAGUGGUUAUAUGGAUGAAAAUCAUACGCUCCCCCUGUGCUCACCUUUCUACUCUUUUCCUUGUAGCCUAGGGCCAUGAAGUUUACACAUGGUAUUGGGCAUGGUCACCCAGCCUUCCUCAUUCCAGCAGCUGCUGUUAAUAACAACAGCGAUAAUAAAAGGGCUACUGCUCACUCCAUGCCA